AUGUCUAGCCUCGAGCAGAGAUUCGAGGAAUUUGCCAAGAAAAAUGAGGCCGUCAGGGAGGCAGAUAUCGCCGCUAUCUUCGACGAGGCAAAGCCCGUCGACCCCGAGCACAUGAUCGGGCAAUGGGAAGGUGGAAGCUUCAACACCAAUCAUCCCACCCACGAGUUGCUUAAGACGGUCAAAUGGGCUGGAAAGAACUUCCGCACAGUUGACGAUGUGGAGCCGAUUAUGUUGUAUGAUGAGGCUGGUGCACGAGUGUGGGCAAAGGAUUAUGGAAACGCUCAGCUACGUGAGGUCAAGUUCCGCGGCGUUAUUUCCACUGCUAUGAUCUAUGACAAACUUCCCAUCAUCGAUAGCUUUCGCCACAUCUCGAACAACGUGGUUAUUGGCGCUAUGGACAACAAGGAAUUACCUAAGGAAGCCGGGACAUACUAUUUCUAUUUGCGAAAGAUCGCGGAAUAA
Molecule: messenger RNA, 462 nt
Organism: Penicillium pulvis
Lineage: Eukaryota; Fungi; Ascomycota; Eurotiomycetes; Eurotiales; Aspergillaceae
Product: DUF4334 domain-containing protein
Exons: 3
Coding region: 1-462 (153 amino acids)
Source: RefSeq, a predicted model, not a curated record